AUGAGAGAGGUUCAACUUACACCAGAGGAGCUGGGUGCGCCUCCGGGGACGGUAUCAAACUACAUCAAUCCACCAGACCAGAUGACCGGCGUCAUCAUUCUUCAUACGACAUGUCUGACGAUCGUGACAUUGAGUCUAACGUUGCGCUUAUACACGAGAAAGUUCAUUGUUCGAAAGCUGGCGAUAGAUGAUUAUCUGUGUAUUCUCGCUUGGUGUCUAUCAGUUGUUUACUCCGGAUUAAACUUACGAGCCGUCGCGAACGGAAUGUCUCGUCACCAAUGGGACUUUGACCGACUGAAUAGCGCUUCAUCAUUCCAGCCAUUUACUCUCGGAAUCUGGAUCUACCUCAUCUACGCAGCGAUAGUGAAGCUAGCCUGUCUAUUCUUCUACAGAACCAUCUUCGUAACAAGCGGCAAGACAAACUUCUUUGUGAACCUCGGAAUCGUAGGCGUAUCCAUACUCUACAUAGCCAUGUUCUUGUUGCAAGUAAAUCAAUGCACACCAGUCGCCAGAGUAUGGGACUGGCAAGUACCAGGAACAUGCAGGAAAUCUGGGUUUGGAGCUUAUUCGUCUAGCGCCGUAAACGCGUUUACAGACAUUUACGUCUUGAUUGUUCCGAUUCCUGCUGUACUGGCUUUACCUUUGCGAGCGUGCAGGAAGUUUAGAGUCAUCUCGGUGUUCAGUUUGGGACUUUCGGCUUGUUCUAUCAGUAUCGUCAGGAUCUUUAUGAUAACCUCGAUUUACAAAACAAAAGAUUUCACUUGGACGAUCACCAAGGUGACUACAUGGUCCGUCAUUGAAAUCAACACCGGCCUUCUAUGCGCCUGCCUCCUCGUCCUUCCGGCCUUCCUAAAACGCCACUGGCCCCAAAACUACACCACCGGGACAUGUAAAGCAGGGAAUCCUCACGCCGAGGAUAUCUUCAUAACCGUAUCCACCGAAACGAAAUCUCGAAUGGAGACCGAGGAAUGGUCGCAACGAAACCGCUCAGACGGAGGAAGUCUUACGACGAAUUCUACUGGUCUCGAUAGCUUUGUGCAGGACGUGGAACCUACGCGAGAUGAGGCAGAGCCUACGCGGUUUAAUACUUCGAGACCGCUGUCGCCGGUGCAUUUGAGAUCCGAGCCGUAUACGGCGAGCAAUGAGAGUGAGACGUGGCAGGAAAGGAGGGAGAUGCCUAUGAGGGGGCCGAUGGGGGGACUGCCGUCUUGA
Messenger RNA from Glarea lozoyensis ATCC 20868, 1212 nucleotides. RefSeq lists its product as uncharacterized. The record is from RefSeq and is a predicted model, not a curated record. Lineage: Eukaryota; Fungi; Ascomycota; Leotiomycetes; Helotiales; Helotiaceae. Bases 1 to 1212 code for a protein of 403 amino acids. The transcript is spliced from 7 exons.